Messenger RNA from Marasmius oreades (fairy-ring Marasmius), 2489 nucleotides. RefSeq lists its product as uncharacterized. The transcript is spliced from 8 exons. Gene Ontology annotation, molecular function: RNA binding. The record is from RefSeq and is a predicted model, not a curated record. Gene Ontology annotation, biological process: maturation of SSU-rRNA. The coding region runs from base 741 to 2489 and encodes 582 amino acids. Gene Ontology annotation, cellular component: nucleolus. Lineage: Eukaryota; Fungi; Basidiomycota; Agaricomycetes; Agaricales; Marasmiaceae.
GGAACUGCAAUGUCGGUCGGCGAACCUUUUACUCUUUCAACCUAUAGAAUCCCCCAACGCCUCUCAAAAUCUGUGAAACUACCAUCUAUAGUCUCAGAUCUCUACGCUACUCAUCACAAAGCAAGUGGAAGUUCGGAGGGUUAUGUGACAGUAGCUGCUCAAGGGGACGGUGUUCAUAUAUUGGAUCUUUCAACUCUUCAUCCGGUCAUAUCGCACACAUUAGGCCCGUCUACAACCUUUUGCUGUCCACCAGUGUCACAAAUCAUUUCGAGUGGUGAUGCCCGCGUCUGUACGACAUAUGCAGGGAUAGCCUCCUCUUCGGAGACCUCUGGCAAUGAUGAGUUGAACCGCACAAUAUGGUCAUGGUCUGAAAAUCUUUCGAGCUCUAUUGUUGACCGCACGUCGCAGAAGAAAAAAGCAGCAUCGGAUUUUAUAUAUAGCUUCCUCAUCCAAUAUCUGGACUCUUCACAAACUCAGAACUUCCGUCCAGACUUCUUGCUUCAUCCCCAAACGGGGAUUGGACGUUACUUGACAAUGAGUUGAAAGUGUUAGCCACGAGGAAGCCAGGUAAUUCGAAAAUCGUGCUGAGGAAAACACUCGUCUUUUCGCGUCAGAGUUGUCGGUUUCUCCCCUCUCAUACAGCUCCGCAAGCGGCCAUAAUAAUCUCCCUCCUCGAAUUCCAAGACACUUCCCGAAUAUCGGUCCUUGCGGUUGACGCGAAUACCGAUGUAUUUGUCGAGAUGGCGGACCUCAAACUCAGCGACCAGACAGAUGUCAGCGAUGUCUCUUGCUGCCAGGACGGAUUUUUGAGCGUUCUAACUCAACUCGGCUCUUGGACCUCUUUCGAACUCAGGUCGCCGGAUAACACCUUACAGUUAACUCCCCUCCCCGAUCAACUACACCUCGGGAAUCUCUCCUUCACAACAUCUCAUAGCAGUGAAGAAGUUUCCAUCAUCGCUCUGACAUCCUCCCAUGUUCUUCUUGCUGGGCUCAGUGGGCCUUCGUCGAACCGAGAAAUUGCAUUAUUACUUUGGGAUCUGCAAUAUUCCGUUCUCCUUGCGUCGCGAAUGAUACCCAUCCCCACCAAUCUGACUGAUAAGAAGCUAUCAUUGAAUUUAGUCGAUGCCAUGUCGUCCUCGAACCUUCUCCUUCUCCUUACUCCUUCCGCUUCCAUUUCCGCACAGGAACGACGGAAAUCCUCAGGCGGGACAUCUGCUACCUCGGCUGUACUGGUUGUCCCUGUUGUCGUUCCACCAAGAUCUAGCAUUGCCAACGCUAUGGGACGGGCUGCAGCUGGUGCUCCGUGGUUAGCGAAGGACGAGGGGUCGGAAGGAGUGACUGUAAAUGGAGAGCCGACCUACGAUUCUGUGAGGAAAAAGGUUGUCUCCGACCUGCGUACAGCGAUGGAGCAAAAUCGCCCUCAAAGUGCGAAUGAUACUUUCUUCGCUUGGGAGAAGCGCGAGCCGGUUGAAAAAAAGAAUAGGAACACCUCCGUGGACGGAGGGAAAGAGGAUUCUGAAUCUGAACCUCGCAUUGUAUAUGGUUACGCCUUUGUCAAGGAUGUGUUGAAUGCCGUUCUACGACCAACCCAACCCCAGAGCAUGCCAUACUCGUCGCAAGUCGUUCGGCAUCUAUUAGAAAAAAAGCUCGUGAGCACCAACAUGUUGGAAACUGGACUGUUGUCAGUUUUGCGAUUACGCAACGACUGGGACUCGAUCAAAUUGGCUUUCAGUACAGUUUCGGACCUGCAGGAACUCGAGAUCGUUGAUACUCUUCGAUACGUUGUGGCGCGGCAUCGACGUACUUAUAAACCACCUGCUUCGUCAGAACAUGACAGCGAUGUCGAAGUCGAUGCCAUGCAACUUGAUCCUGUUGCACCUAUCACCCCUCUACAAGAUGACAUACCUUCCCUCCAAGACUACAUGGCCCUCUGCUUACGCUACAAACUUUCCGAAGCACCUUUCCGAUUCGCGUUGAAGCGAUACAUGAAGGACGUUGACGAUGUAGUCUGUCUUUUGGAUGUCUUAGAUUCGUGGAUCGGACUGUGGACAUCGAAAGAGUUGCAAUUAAUGCCGUCAAAAAAGCUUUUGGAGAAGAAUGAGUUUGGGAUUGUGACUGUGAAAGGACGGGAUAAGGAAAACACGAAAGGUGAUACGGGGGUUCCUGCGCUCAGUGAGGUCCUUUUCUUCGUGCAGACCCUCUUAGACAUCUCCUUCAUAAACCUCAUUCAAAACCCCGCUUCUCAUCGGGUUUUACGGCGUAUUCAGUCUAGAAUCGAACCGGAAAUUGCAUCCAUCGACGAAACCGAGAGGCUGAGGGGACCUUUGCAUGUAUUUGCGGCUACCCAUUCGAAAGCUAUCAAAGACGCCAAGGAGGCUAGCGAAGGGAAACACGCACCAAAGGGUGAUUGGCGACAGAAGAGAAAAUUGGCACAGGACCAAGCGGGGAUGGGAAUUGGCCUUUAUCAAUUGGAGGAGUUGAUUUUGUGA